Ceratitis capitata (Mediterranean fruit fly) is the source of this 1219-nucleotide messenger RNA. RefSeq lists its product as uncharacterized. The record is from RefSeq and is a predicted model, not a curated record. The transcript has 4 exons. Gene Ontology annotation, molecular function: acyltransferase activity, transferring groups other than amino-acyl groups. Lineage: Eukaryota; Metazoa; Arthropoda; Insecta; Diptera; Tephritidae. Bases 226 to 1065 code for a protein of 279 amino acids.
AGUGCAUUAUUAACACCUCCCACGAUAAUGAUGAUAUUUUGCAAGUCAUUGCUUGGUUAGCAAAUAAUAAAUAGUAAUUUUCUUGUGAUAAGGAGCAGUUGAUAAUUCGGCAGAGCUUACAUACCUACGGGCUAAAAUACAAAUAAAGUUCUCAGUUCAACUAAGAUACGUCUGCCGUACGUACAUCGCGAAAAUCCUUCUGAAUUAUUUGAAACCAAAAAAAAAAUGUCUCAUUCUCUGGUAGAAAUUCCGUUCACGCACUGGAUCGAGUUGCGUGAAUUGUACGUCGGACAGAAAAAGCUGUCAUGCGGUUAUAACACAAUUCAAUGUUUUAUCGAGUGGAAGGCGCAAAAUAAGGAAGUUGAUAUUAAUAUAUUUUCAUUAGACGGUGAUUGGCAAAGGGAUGGCACUUUUGUGGGUCUGAUUUACGCACCGCUCAAUUAUGUGUUUAUCAAUACCCUAAGUGCAGAUCAGCAACGUUUACUAACGGCACUUAAUACAUUAAAAUUCGAUAAACCUUAUAUGAUACUAGCUUACCAGGAACGCUUGAUGCCCACUGUGGAACAACAUUUCCUCGAUUCCGGUUUUAGGAGGGAGGACUUCAAGCCACAUGGCGUAGCGUGGCAUAAUAUCGAGCAGGAGAAGGCACUUCAAUUCCUAGCGGAUGCGCCAGCGGAUUUUACUUUACGACGUCUAGAGAGGAAGCACGCUGGAUUGGUUGAUUCCCUUUGGCCACAUCGCGAACCGGGCUCGGUAGCUUUCGUGGAACUCUUAAUCACCUAUAAUGAAAGCGUGGGCAUUUUCGAUAGCGCCGGAAAUUUAGUUGCAUGGUGUUUAAUAUUACCCAUGGGUGCUUUGGGUCUCCUGCAAGUGUUGGAUACACACAAAAGACUGGGUCUUGGUAAUCUAGCUGUACGCUAUUUGUCCAAAUUGAUUGCAGCUAAAGGUUUUGAAGUAACAGCACCAGUAGUUUUCCAAAAUGUGGCAUCACGUUCGCUCUUCGCUAAGUUGGGAUUCAAACCAAUUGGCAAUGCAUAUUUUGUAGUGGUGCCAGAGCGCAGCUAAUUUUGAGGUGUUACCAAUAAGUGAUAUAAGGCCAAGUAAAUAAUUCGUUAGGGAGCAGAUUUUUAUGAAUUAAGAAUUAAUGUUGAAACUAUUUUGUCUUUUCAUACUACACAAUAAAUUAAAUUAGGUUUUAUGGUUUUAUUUAACAAAAAAA